GGCUACGUAAAAGAGCAUAUUGCUCGAUCUAUCAGGGAAGUUUUGAAUCUGCUAUAUGCUGAUAACUUGCGGAAUGAUGAGGUUGAUUAUCUUUAUUUUAAAAUUGAUAGAAUAGAGCACAUUUUGGCUCUAAGUUCACAGGUUGUGGAUAUCGAAUGCAGUGCAUUUCAGUAUGUAAGGGAUGCUAAGGAACUUAAAGCAGAUGAGUUGGACCAAGUCUCUACAAUAAGUGAUCAAGGAUAUUGUACGCAAAAAGUCUUAGGUGGAAAUCGAGGACGUCUACGAUACGAUAUACAAGAGGCGCAACUACAAUUUUUCGUAGAAUUCGGGUUCAAAGUCUCUGAAAUGGUAAAAAUGCUGGCAGUCGGUCAGGCCACUGUAAAUCAGUAAAAGAUUAUGCGACUAUGGAAUUUCAUUGUCUACAAAGUUUUACCAGAUGUCUGACUCUGAACUAGAUGAAAUUGUAAAGAAUGUAUUUUCCACGCAGUGGGUAUCGUAUUACCCUUGUGAUACUACGGUCAAUGGGGUAUCAUAUGCUGGAGUGGCGUGUAAGAGAGUCUUUGCGAAGAGUAGAUAUUGAAGAGUGCUUAUAAGGUAUCUUCAGCUUCAAAUAAUUCACCGUAGAAGGUACAGUGUGUACGGACCACACGUCACACGAAAUAUGCUAAUUAUUUGCAGAAUAGAAAUAAGGAAAUAUGCUUAUGAUUUGCAAAAUAGAAAUCUGUAAUAAUGAAAAUAUGCCAGUGAUUUGCAAAAUAGAAAUCUGUAAUUUGCGAAACGAGAAUCCCAACGGAAAACUCCACAAGCCAGAAGAAUAAAUCGGUCAGUUCACCAUUUGCCUAACCAUUUGCCGAUAACUUGAGCCAUUUCAUACUUCUCUGAACCGUUUGUGUCAAGUUACUAAACCAAAGUACAGUUAGCUGAACUGUUUGUCAUAUCGACACUGAACCAUUUCAGUUAACACUUGGCCACUCGUGUUUUUAAUGAAUCAGUUCAACAAGGGUAGCUACACAUUUUCUGAAUGGUAUAAACCAUUUUUUGUUUGAAUAUUUCAUUUCACCUAAGGCGACUUCUCUAUUUGUAUUUUAAUAAAUCUCUUAUGAUAAGAUAAACCGUUCUCCAAAAGAAAAUAAGAUCAUUUCUGUUUAUUACAAACCAUUUACUAUGCCUGUGUUUUUGGCGGUGACGGCCGCCCAUAAAGGGAUCCUCGUAGUGAAAUUUGCAUUUCUACAUCCUGUACACCGGUUGCACUGCCGUCGGGCUCCAUAUACUUAAUGAAGGGGCCUGGUUCACUCCCAAACUUGAUCUUAAUAUCAAUUCCCGCAAGAUCAUAAAGCAUCUAGCAUUUAAUUUCUCCUUACAGUUCACUCCUGAAUCGAACAAGAAGGUCACGAGAGUUAAGGAAAUGAUCAGAGAAGCUCUUUAUUGUUAGAAAUAAAUUUUCCAUGUCGGUAUCCUGGGAAAUGUAAAGAGAACAGUUUGGAGAAUAUGCAUACUGAUGUCAUUUUCGUUAUAGCCGUCAUUUGAAAUAAAAAAAAAGAAAAAAAAAGUAACAUGUGUGAUGCUGUAUUUGAUGUUUUAGCAUGGUUCGAUUCUGUUGGUAUCGCCUUGGCCUUCUUCACUGAGCACCUGUCUUCUGCUCUGGUUACUCGAUUUGGCUGCAGUGUCACAACUUUGAUCGGAGGCACAUUCUGUGUCGUUAGUUUGAUUGCGAGUUCUUUCGUGGAGAACAUGAUGGUUCUCUUCUUUACCUACAGUCUCCUAUUGGUUUGGGAUCCAGUUGCACGUUCUCUGCGGGUCUGGUGGCAAUGGGAAAGUACUUUGAAAAGGGACGGUCAUUAGCCACAGGGGUAUUAACAGCUGGGCACGGUGGAGGAGUUAUAGGCCCCACGUCAGAGGCCAUUGUGAGAAUCACCGUUAGCUGGCAAACGACCUAUCGCAUAAUGGCGGGAGUGGCGUUCAUCUUGUGUUCUCUCGCUGUGACAUUUGAUCCCAACAUUGAGAGUGAUGAAGAUGAUAACGACAAUCAAGAGAAAGAGGAACGUCACGGGGACGAUAAAGCGAUUGAGGAGAUUGCCACAAGGAAACAGCUGAUUUAUUUCUCCGUGUGGAAAGAACUUCCAGUUAUUGCUAUCAUAGUAGGUGCACGUGUAGCAGAGUUCGGCCAUUUUGUGCCACAUAUUCAUUUGGUAAGUCCGACCCUUAACACCGGUAAUCGAAACGCUAUUACCAUCCAUUGACAAAGAAGCUCGUACACGACCAGUUGAAAUUUGCUAAUGCACCGAUUAUUCUGCGCGCGAUCGAGGCGACAUGUGCGCGUAAUCGAGGCCACAUUUCAUGUGCGCCGGACAAAUUUAAUUGUCAAGAUAAUGAUAUUUAUCGUGUUACGGGUUACUCUUACAGGCAGUGUACCUACACAUAAGCUUUUGUUUAUUUCGCUGCAGUAUGGAGGAGUAGUAGAAUUUUUAGCCAAAUGAUUCCUGUAACGCUUAGUGCUGAUUAAAUCAGAGGAUCUUGAAGAAGAAGUAGUUAGAGACAACGUUUUAUUUCCCAGAGCUGCAUCAUUAAACAAAAUUUAAAAAGCCCCUUUUACUUAAACUAAUAAGCACAUGUAGUACGUGACUAUGAUGGACUAGCAUCCCCUCUUGUAGGUGUAAAUCGGCCUGACUUCAUCUCCGACUCACGAAGAUCGUUCUAUGGACGACUACUAUGUCCUAUAAGCAAGACGUUCUCUCCUAAUUCACUACUGACGUACUUCAAUAAAGCGUAUAACUAGUUGCAGCCUCAGAUCAUGAACUGUACUGGACCUCAACCUUAGUCAAGUCUCAGGCUUUGAAAAAGAUCAUCAGAGAGGCCAGGGCGCAUGACAACAAGAGAAUACCGCUGAUGCGGGUUGCUGCGCCAGCAUUGCAGUCGUCGCCUGUGCAGCAGUUGAUUUUACACUCAAAGGAUCCACUGGCGUCUUUACAAGUAGGGUUGGUUUUUUCAUCACAGAAAGCAUCGCUUCCGCACAUUUUAUGGAACACCUCGGUUGAACCAGUUCUAUAGUAGACUUUCACACAUUGAUCGGCCAUCGAAGCCACGCAGGUCCUGCUUAUUCCUUCGCAUUUAUCCCAUGACUCGGAACUGACGCAGACCAUACAUUUCAAACUGAAAACUGAAAACAUACACGGCAAGGAAAGCAUAGAUGAAGGUGAAUGAGAUAACAAUUUUUACCGUUAUUAACUGACCUAGUUUUUCCCAAAUGAGAAAUUAGCUACAAAAUUUAAAAAUUUACGCAUAAUUAUUACAUUUAUGUAAAGGAGCAACUUCAAUUUACUUUGAUUCUUAAUUAACAUUUCGAUAACCUGGACCCUUGUUUACUCACUGAACAUUCCUCUGAUAUUUUUCUGCCCAUGCAUAUAUUAAGAAUCGGUAUUAUUACCAGGAGCAGGGUUCUACGGGAGCCGAAAAGGGACAGUCCAAAAAUAUUUUGCAAAUCCGAAAAAAUAUUAAGAAUCGGCAUCUUUUUAGACAAAUUGCUUUUGAAAAGUUUGUCAAAUCGAGAAAACAAUUUCAAAUCCUGGUUUAAUUCAUAAAUCCACAAAUAACUGUCAUGAAAAUCGAACAGUUUACGAUCCAAGAAUCUUUCCGAAAUCCAGAAAAUUUUCGCAAAUCGAGAAAAACAUUUUGUUGCCUAACACUUGCGCCAGUAGUCGGCAAUUUGUCACGAUAUAGCACAUUGUGUCGCUCUAGGUUGCACUAGCUCCACUUAGAGUCACUACACAAACGGACCAAACAGUACCAAGGUAUUACGAUGUUCUGCCACAAUUGUGGGAAAGAAUUUGCGAGCAAUGAGCAAUUCUGCCGUCGAUGUGCGACAUUAAAGAGACCCAAACAGAAAAAUGUUUUCUACAGUUCGUCAGAGGAGAGAUCUGCCAUUGAACAUUACUUUGAAAGAGGGUUUCGUUAUGAUACUAUUGUUCAGUUAUUAGAAAAAUACCAUGAUAUUUAUAUGAACUUGAAGACUCUAAAGAGAAGGUUGCGUGAGUAUGGGUUA
Molecule: messenger RNA, 4039 nt
Organism: Pocillopora meandrina
Lineage: Eukaryota; Metazoa; Cnidaria; Anthozoa; Scleractinia; Pocilloporidae
Source: the annotation of a GenBank genome assembly